Molecule: messenger RNA, 819 nt
Organism: Guyanagaster necrorhizus
Lineage: Eukaryota; Fungi; Basidiomycota; Agaricomycetes; Agaricales; Physalacriaceae
Exons: 2
Coding region: 22-534 (170 amino acids)
Cellular component (GO): mitochondrion
Source: RefSeq, a predicted model, not a curated record
AGUUGCCAUUUUUUUACGUCCAUGGCCGGACGGUUAUCUUCCUACAAGUCUGCUCUCGGUGUCAUUUCUGCGCGUACAGGUGCCCCGUUAUCGUCUCUGCUCGUUUCUUUUGCUAUCUUACACGAAAUCACUGCUAUUGCAUCUUUUGCGGGUGUAUUCUAUGCGGCUCGCGCUUUCGGGGUUGGAGAACGCGUCGUUGAUACUGUCGCAGCCGAUGAUGAACCCGCUGGAUGGGCCCGACAACAGGUGAAGACAUGGGUGCAGGAAGGAACCGUUUGGGCGCAAAGAGUUGGUCAACAAUACGGGAUAUUUGGACUGGAGAAGAAGGGCAGUACGAAUAAGACGGAAAGCCCAACGUAUCUACCAGAACAUCUUGCUGGCGACAUAGCCAAUGCUGUCUUCGCUUAUGGUGUCACCAAAGCUUUCCUUCCUGUUCGAAUUGGACUAUCGCUAUACCUUUCACCUGCAUCUUCCCGGAUGGUCGUUGACCCUCUCCGAAGGGUAUUCAUGCGGUCAUUUCAACGGAAGAAAUAAAGAGAUAUCGACGUUCUAUUUGAUAGGGCUUUUUGAUUUCGAAGUUUAAAUAUCGCAUUCGAAGGUGUCGUGUUCUUGAUCUUUUUCUUUGCACAAUUCACUAGCUAUUUUCAUCUGUGGAGUGUGGGCAUGGGGCAUCGCCUAUUUUUUUUGCGAGCCUCCAGCCAAAAACAUUUAAUUUCACCCCUCCCAUCUGCCUUAUAUCGACAGCUACGCUACGAUAUGUAAGUAGAUGUAUAUACUAGAAUGGAGAAACGGGAAAAAUAUUUAAAAGACGGUGAUGGC